This is a messenger RNA of Phoenix dactylifera (date palm), 3378 nucleotides long. RefSeq lists its product as uncharacterized. The record is from RefSeq and is a predicted model, not a curated record. NCBI's taxonomy places the organism in Eukaryota, Viridiplantae, Streptophyta, Magnoliopsida, Arecales, Arecaceae.
UCCCUUUCUCCUCUCGCUCUCUCUCUCUCUCUCCCAUUAGCAGACUCAAAGGCUUUCAACUCUGGGAGAAAUCUAACGCCCCUCUCGCCCUUCUCAGAGCUCUCUCCACUCCCAUCGAUCUCUCUGACAACAAAAAAGGAACGAAGAAUACAAGAAAGAAAAAAGAUCAGAAGGACUCGUCCAUCAAGAAUCCUGUGGCAAGUGGAGGAAGAAAAAGGGGGAAAAAGCGAAUAAGAUCGGAGUGCUUACCUUCUGCCUCUUUGAUAUCGUUUCUUCGAGCAUUUCGUGGUCUUUUCUUCAAGGCUAGGUUUUCUUCCUCUUCUGCUCCCCCAUCUUUCUAUCCCUUUCUCCCUCGAUCGCUCACACGAGUCGCUGCUCCUGUCUCUCUCCGUCGCCCAUUCCUCUCUUCGUCUCUCUCUUGAGGUGGAAGGACGAGAUCGUUUUUUGCUGUUGGAAGCCCAAUGCCACCAAGACGGAAGAGUGGUCAUCCUUGAUCGGUUUUUUCUGAUUGUGUGCUUGUGGAUUUGGAUUUGGAGAUGGGCGGUGAUCAAGACGGGUGUUUGAAGGGGAUCGCUGCAUCAGCUGGGGGACUGGUUUGGGUCCGCCGUCGGAAUGGAUCGUGGUGGCCUGGCCGGAUACUUGGUUGGGAUGAGCUACCAGCAAAAUGCUUGCUUCCACCGAGAUCUGGAACUCCCAUCAAGCUUCUUGGAAGGGAAGAUGGGAGCAUGGACUGGUAUAACCUUGAAAAAUCUAAGCGUGUGAAAGCAUUUCGCUGUCGGGAGUAUGAUGAGUGCAUUGAAAGGGCCAAGGCUUCUGCAGUUUGCUCUAAAAAAAAGCCAGCCAAUGCAGGAAAGUAUGUUCGCAGGGAAGAUGCUAUCCUGCAUGCUCUUGAGAUUGAAAAGGCUUACUUCUCCAACAGAAAUCAGAUUAAAUCAGGGAUGAAGAACUCUAUGGCUAAAACAAACAGUUUGGUCAUGCAAUCAAAAAGCAUGCUUGGUCUUAACAAACAGCCAGGUUAUGCUGCCAGAAAACUCAGUAUGCUUGAUGAAAACUCUGCUCUGGAGUUAUCUCAAUCAGUGUUGUCAUUUGAACAACCAAAUAACCCAACUGCUAGUGACAUGCAGUUGGUGCCAAAAAAGAGAUGGAGGACCCCAAAUGAUUCAGAGGACGAUGCCACUGAAGGAAUAAAGCGUAUGAGAGAUCUUCAGGAGAUAGGAUUGGGGAUGAUAUCCAAAAGAAAGCCUAAUAUUGAUGUUCAAGCAAAAGGGUACAAUGAGCUAGCUUUUGCCAACAAUGCUUCUCUCAGUGAAUCAAACAUUGAUAAUGAUCUUUCUAGUACUUGCCAUAUAAAUGUCAGGAAAGAUUCUUGCUCAUCUCUGAAGCAAAAACGAUCUCAUGUGGCACCUCAUGAAAAUUCAAGAAAGAAAACCCGUCAUAGCCCACUAAUGAAGGUUCGCAAGGGAACAAGGGUUAUAAUUCCAUCAUAUUGUCAUUGGGGUGGUGGCUUCGCAGGACAUUCAUCUCUCCAGGGAGAGACGCCAAAAAAACUAGUGGCACCUAAACCUGCUGCAAAGAAGGGAGAGUUUUCAGUGGUCAGUGAUAACAGUCCAGACUGUUCGGGCACUUCAUGUGAGGAGGCAUUAUUGGAUGACUGUGAGAACACUCGUAACGCUAUUGAUGGCACCCAUGUUCAAUCGGAAAUUAAGGAUAGUGAACUUUCAAGCAUGCUAGAAUUUAUUGAUGAUGAUUGCUCUGAUGGCCUUAUUGAUGUUCCUCUUCUCAUGGAAGGCAACAUUGAUGGAGAUUAUCUACACUUGUUUCGAUCUUAUGGAUCUGGAAACCUUCACCUUCAUGCAGCAGAUAAGCAAUAUAAUCAUUGCAGUCAGGAUAGGGUUAUUUCAAAGUUUAGCGAAGGACUUGGUGAGAGUGGCUUUACUGGAUCUGGAACUCAUGUUAAUCAUACCAGACAGAGGAUAGACAAGAAGGGCUCAGAACGGUUUCCAAAUGGGAAAAAGAAUUUGAAAUAUCUAAGACUGAACGAAAGCAUGGCUUCAGAAAGCUUUGGUGGCAGGGCUGAUUGGUUCGGGUAUUCUUUGAAGGAUAAAAUGCAGAAGGAUAGAUUGUUUGUAGGUUCUGAAUGUAAAUUUGGCAACAAUUCCUAUGAUGAAUCCCCGACAUCUGACAAUCGUGGGCAGUUGGUGAAAUGUGAGUCAGUUGCAGAUGUAGGUGAUGUUCCUCAAGCUCAGACUUUUCCCAAACUCUCUUGCACGAAUGAUGUGGGACCAAACUUUGCCGGUGAACAAGAAGCUGUCCAGUCAGCUGAAGCUGUAAACAAGCUCUCAAACUCAUCAUUUGCAAGAGAUAUAGAUGCACCAUUCACAGUGCCCAUCUCCACCAUCCUACCUCGACAAUCAUUUGCAAAUCACCAUGUUCAUCUCCCAGCUUUUUCCAGGCACCAGGUUCCAAAGCCAGUCAGAAGCUUGUUGAUGGAUUCUAUUCUAUUUGAUGUCGAGUUGAAUGUUCAAGCAAGCUACCAGGGUCCACACGUACCGCUGGUUUCUCUCAUGAGUAAAUUGAAUGGUAAAGCCAUUGUAGGCCACCCUAUUUCUGUAGAGGUUCUUCAAGAUGGUGCCACUGUUGCUCCAGUGACUAGAAAUGAAUGGUGCCCAAUUACAAGCAACACUGGCCAAUCAGUCAGGAAUAGGAUCAGUAGGAUGGGUAAAUUGCAGCCAAAAGAGCAUACAACACAAUCACAUUGCAAUAUUCAAGGGAAGAAAACUAAUCAUAUAAAGGUCAAGUCUCCUGUGAUGAAAAAAAAGUCUUCAAAAAAUAAGAAAUCAGGGUUCUCUCCUAGAAAGAUUCGCAGGCUAUCAUCAAUUGCUGUUGAUCAGAAAUACAAGCAGGAAGAGAGAAAGCCAAUGGUGGAAAAGAUCAAGGGACCUGCUGUUGCAUGCGUCCCUCUAAGACUUGUUUUUAGUAGGAUUAAUGAAGCAUUGAGCUGUUCAGGACGGCCAGCAAAUGUUAGCUAACACCUAGCAGACGAGGACUCCCAACUUUUCUUCUUGAAGCUUGCUAAGUGAUGAAAAUUGGUGCCUUUGUCUGCUCAGUACAUUGCAGUUGCUGACAUUGUAAAUUCUGUCCCCAAAUUAGACAUACCAAUCUUGUUCAUAUCCUUUGUAUUAGUUUGCAGUCCAUCACUGGAUUAGGAAAUUGUCGGGCAUUACCUGUAGUUGCAUUGAAGCAUUUAGUUAAGAAAAUCACAUCAUUGGAUAUUUUGACUUUCACAGGUUUGUGGCUGUAUAUGUCCAGAACUUAAGAUGAAAUAUGAUGCUUCAAAUUUUGACAUUUUAAUAGAUGAGUCAGUUAACUGUCUCAGUU